ACGUACUCAAGGUGUCUGCCUGUACUCGGUUUAAGCGAAAGAAAAAAUGAACUGAAACAACAAUAUAGCAUUUUAACAUGUCGGAGCUUAUUGAUGGUUCACCACACUGCAAUGAGGAACACGAAACAGUGGACGUAACGGCCCAAUCAACAAAUCAUACUGGACCCCGAGAACCAGACAUGGAUGAGGAUAGUUUGGAAGGGGAUUCGGACUACGUGAAAAGUAACCCGUCUGAUUCACAAGAAGGGAAUUAUGAUGGGAAUGAUGAUGGGAAUGAUGAUGCAGGCGAUUUAGACAAAACAAAACCUGAUUAUGGCGCUUCCGGAUAUGACGAUACAUACAAACAGUCGUCUCGUUAUCAUUCUGAUUCUUUUGACUCCCUCAGCCAAUCAAAUUCAAGUACAAAUGAACAUUCGGAAUUAACAGCUCUCUUGCCCUCCACGGACGCUCAAGGUCAAAUGGAAUCAAAAUCGAGACUUCCUGUUAAAAGUGCAUCAUUAUUAAAUCGAAAAUCGUCUAUUCCAAAGAAAAAAGCAACAAAAGAUAUCAAAGUUCCAAAAAGCAUGACAAGGAGUAAAACAGUUGACUUGGCAAAGGGGGUUUCAACCAUGACGUCAAGAAAAAACUUACUCGCGGAGAAUCACAGACAUUUUCGAACGAAAAUCACAGUAUUCGAGAGACUGUUACAAGCCGCAUGCGAUUUGAAAAACGUCAUACUCUCCAUGAACAAGACUGUGAGGGCGAUGACUACAUGACACCUACUCAAAGAAAGGACCAGCUUCUAAAGGAUUUGAAAGUCCAAGUGAAAGAUUUAACAAGUGAGAUAGAAGCUCGAGAUUCACAGAUAGAGAGAUUGAAACAGGAUAUAGAUGAAGAGGCACGAAAGAUAAUUGAGCAGAAGAACGAGGAGGCAAAACAGCUUCAGUCUAACCUUGACAGCUUGCAAACUGAACACGAUGAUCUGAUGAAGUCCUAUCAGAAAUCCCUAUGUAGCAUCGUGGAGUUGGAGGAAUCUGUGUCCCACCUCCAUGAACGAAUUUCUAUUCAGGAGAAAAGGAAUGAGCGGCUGUACUUAGAGAUGUAUAAAAAGGGACAAGAGUCGGCCCAGUUCGAACGAAAUGUUGAGUUGGAGCGUCUCGCAGUAAAUUCCCAAAGUUCUAGUAUGACGAUGAAGGAGCUUAUCAGGAAAUUGGUCAUCACCGAGUCUGAACUGGCAAAAUGGCAAUCUCUUCGCCGCCAGGAGUCGUACGAGUCGGCAGAAAAACCUGAAACGGAAGCGGAUGUGACGUUGAAGUUUCUCAAGGACACUUUUUUUCAUUACCUGACGGAUGUGAAGGAGUCCGAUCGCUAUCUUAGAGCUAUGAUCAGAAUUUUUAAUUAUACCGAUGUUCAGAAAAAGAAGAUAUCAACAUGUGUCACAGAGAAACAAAACAAAAGUGCAUAAUUUCCCAUACCUAUUUUUUCUACUUUUAUCUAGUUUGAUAUUUUUUAUAACGUAUGUCUAUAUAUAUUAAUACUUGAAUAUUGUUGAAUUAUUUUUAUGAAUACUUAUUUCUUUAAAAACAAAUUUGCUACCAAAUAAGUAGUUGAAUGACUUCCGCACCAUUAAAGAAUAUCUAUGAUUUGUGACAAAGAAUGUUCUCAAUGUCAUUUUAUAGAUAUAAAUUGAUUCAAUCAGAUUAAAAGAAUAUACGUAAUUGUCACAGUAAAUUUGAUGUAAAAAAUGACGCAGGAUAAAAAGUAUCAAUGUAUUCCGGAUCAUCAUAUUGCCAUUUCUGUUGUUUACUACAAUGUUAUGUUAUUCAGAACCAUUCUAUUUUUCUUUAUCUCAGUCUUUAUGUCAUUCGUAUUAUAACAUAAUUAUAUCAUAUUAUUGUUUACAUAAUACACAUGUACAUAUGCACAUGCUACACUGUAGAGGAAAGUUUGAUUCAGCUUACAUUCGCUUGACAAUAUCUUCCAGCAGUGUUGAGUGGCUUUUCGUUGGUACUACUGAUCUUCUUUUAAACCUAAGUGUUCGCAGGGUUUACCUUUUCUUGAUAUUCGAUUAUAAACUGAAAAGUCACGUUUACAGGUGGAAAUAUUAUAAAAACAAGUCUGGCUUGAUAUAAACAAUCAAAAUAGAGGUGUGCUAGUUUUCCUUGUUGCAGGUUAGCAUGUAUCAUCCAAAGCCAUUGCUGAAUACUACUAUAUUUUAUUAGGACGUAAACAACUUUGCUGACGAAGUUUAUAUUUCGAUGAACACUAUAUACUAUUCUUUUUCUUUAGCAAUGUUCUCGAACUUUUUAUAAUAUUGAAUGUUUUACGCGGCAGUAAUUAUAUGUUUUGUUUAAGUGUCUGUUGGUUUGAGUGGUACUGUAUCUGCUUAAAUAUCUUAGAAAUUAAAAUAAAGUAAUUGACAAUUGCUGAUGUCUUCAAA
Pecten maximus is the source of this 2419-nucleotide messenger RNA. Its product is annotated as desmoplakin-like. The coding region runs from base 695 to 1444 and encodes 249 amino acids. The transcript has 4 exons. Lineage: Eukaryota; Metazoa; Mollusca; Bivalvia; Pectinida; Pectinidae. The record is from RefSeq and is a predicted model, not a curated record.